GGUCUUUGCCAUGUUGUUGUUUGAGAUUUGAGAAACCAUCGUAACGGGGAUAACUAACUAGCUGUCUCCAUUCAGAGGUGAGUUUGGCUUUGAAUGGACACUGCAGCAGUAUGAGUAUCUUUUCAGCAUUUGAAGAUGCCAGCAGGAGAAAGUGAAGCUAGAGCGAAGACCAAGGCCAGAUUUGAUGAGGUUUUGAAGAGAUACACCGAUGCCCAGUCACAGAAGAAAUCAGCCAAGAAGAAGGGAAAUAAACCUGAAGAAAGCAUAGUACUUGAGACCUUGAGGAAAAACCUUGACCUCUCUAAGGGCACCGAGGACGAUGAGACCGUCUUUAACAACACGUACCGGCCGGAGGAGGGCAGCCCCCGAUACAGUAAGAACAGGCUGCGGGAGAGGGAGCUGGUGGAGAAGGCCAACAAUGAGCGUGCUGUGGGAGAGGAUGCUAAGCGUGCCAAGAGCAAGCGGAAGAGUGCAAGGGCGCUGCCAGAGCUGCCGGCAGAGGACGACGCACCCCGUUACAUUAGCCGGACCGAAGAGGAGGAUGAUGGGAAGGCCCGGGCCUCCAAGCUGAAAGCUGUGGUUGAGGAGGACAGUCUGGGGCGGAAACCGGGGAAGUCGAAGAAGGGGAGGGGCAAAGGGUCAGGGGAGGGCGGGGCCAAGAGGGAGGAGGCGGAGUUAGACCCGGAGGACGAGCUCCUCCAGGAGUACCAGCAGCAGAUCGCUGAGGAGGAGGAGCGAGUGGUGCGGAGAACGGCCCGCAGGAAGGCGACCGAGAGGCAGCCGAGCUCAGCCGAUCAGGGGGUAGUGCUGAACAAUGAGGCUGAGAAAAAGAAGAGGAAGAAGCUGAGGUCACAGGAAGCCGAAGGGGAAGCUGGUCCGGAGUCAGGGGAACAGGAGGGCAGUCAGCCAGGCCAGAGGAAGUCUAAACAGAAGAUCUCCUCGGAUGCAGAGGGGGAGGGGCCGAGAGGACGAACGGAAGAGGCGGAGGACGGGGAGGAGGGGGAGGAGCCAUCCAAACUCAAAGGAAAAAAGAAAAAGAAACGGAAAAAAGAGGUGAAGGAGGAUGGCGAGGGGGAGUCGGAAGGCCCUCAGAGGCCUGUGUUUGACGACAGCCUGGUCCUGGGCGUCUACGUCCACCGGACGGAUCGGCUCAAGACAGACCUGAUGGUGUCCCACCCCAUGGUCAAGGUGCACGUCAUCGACGAGGCCACAGGUCACUACGUGAAGAAGGAGGACAGCCAUCGGCCGGUCUCCUCGUUCUACGAGCAGGAGAAAGUGGAGCACAUCCUUCCCAUCAUGACCCAGCCGUUUGACUUCAGGAAGCACAAAUCCACCAUCCCCGAGUGGGAGGAGCAGAUCAUCUUUAACGAGCGCUUCGGCUACUUUCUGCAGAGUGACGCGGAGAGCCCCAGAGUCAUGCUGUUCUUUGAGAUCCUGGAUUUCAUGAGCAUGGAUGAGGCGCGGGCGAACCUCGAAGUGGACCACCACGAGCGGGGUUUUCGCAAAAUCGCCUGGGCGUUCCUGAAGCUGGUGGGGACCAACGGCGUGCUGAAUGUGGACACUAAGCUGAGGCUGCAGCUGUACUGCCCGCCGCGGGCCAGGAAGCAGCCGCACACCGUGGAGGUAGUGGAGUGGUGGAGACGCUACCCCAGGAACCGCUACGCCUCCACGCUCUACGUCACUGUCAAGGGCCUGAAGCCGCCCGAACAUGUGGACCCCAGCGUGCGCUCCAUGAUGGCCCUGCAGCAGGAGCGUGGCAGCACCUCCUACAGCGAGCUGCAGAGCGAGGUGCUCCGGAAGAGCGCCCUCCAGCUGCAGGAGGCCAAAGCCGACAUUGUGAGGUGGAGCCGUGCCCCAGGACAGGUCUGCCGGAUCCCCAACAAGCCCAUGCUGUCGCUCCGGGGGGGGCAGACGGGCUGCUUCACGCUGCGCUUCUCCCCCGAUGGCAGAGCUCUGGCAGCCGCCUGCGCCGACCGCGAUGCCUUCCCCGUCAUCGUGUAUGAGAUCCCAUCAGGCAGGGUUCUGACUGCCUUCAAUGGCCACCUCAGCAUCGUGUACGAUCUCUGCUGGUCCAGAGACAACCUCACGCUGCUGUCUGCAUCAUCUGAUGGCACGGUCAGAGUGUGGGACGUGGAGCGGAUGGACAGAAUCGCCCGGAAGGUUCUGCCGCACCCCUGCUUCGUGUACUGCGCGCGGUACCACCCGUACGCCCAGAACCUGGUCGUGACGGGCGGCUACGACGGCCUCCUGCGGGUCUGGAACCUCAGCGUGCGAGACGUGAACGGGCAGCUGCUGCAGGAGCUGGAGGGACACAGCAGCUUCGUCAAUGCCCUGUGUUUCGACGCGGAGGGACUGCGGAUGUUCUCCGGGGACAACGUGGGGCUGAUCAUGGUGUGGAACACAGCCGUGGAUCAGCGCUCCCCGAAGCACCCCACCCAGCUGUGGAGCAUCGAGAAGGAAAUCGAGGAGGCCGAUCUGAAGGGUGUUCCCAUCAACACGCUGGAGGUCCACCCGAAUGGGCGUCGGCUCCUCAUCCACACCAAGGACAGCGUGGUGAGGGUCAUGGACCUGAGGAUCCUGGCGGUGAAGAAGUACACUGGAGCCACCAACUACAGAGAGAGGAUCCACAGCACCUUCAGCCCCUGCGGGAGCUUCCUCUUCUCCGGCAGUGAGGACGGGAUGGCCUACGUGUGGAACGCAGAGACAGGUGACCAGGUGGCCGUGUACUCCGAGCUGUGCUACCCCACGCCGCUGCGAGACGUUGCCUUCCACCCCCACGAGAACAUGGUGGCCUUCUGCGCGUUCGGACAGAACCAGCCCGUGCACAUCUACCUGUAUGACCACAAAGUCACCCAGAUGGAGGUGGAGACCAUGAAGGGCACGAGCAGGGCGGGGUCGACGGACACCAAGACGGGCAGGAGCUCGGCCACCCUGGCAGCGUUCCAGGACCCCACCGCGCCUGCCAUGGACCGUUUCGCCAGCGCGGCGCGAGUGACGCUCAAGAUGCAGCAAGUCAAACAGAAGCUCGACUCGGUUCUGGCUCCCCACCCGAAUCUCUCUGUGGACUACAUGUAUGAUCAAGGUGGCGUUUCGGACAUGGGGAGGGACCUCAGCCUCUUGACUGGAGGGGCCAGUGCAGUCAUUAACACUAUGGGCUCCAGUUUCUCUCUGCCGGCACCAUCGCUGCUGUCUCCACACUCCAAGCACCGUCUAACCAGCACUCUCCUCCCCCCUCCCGCCCUGACCGGCCAGUCCACCGGUUUCAGCCCAGUUGGCCAGCGGCUCGGCCGGGUGCCGUCUUUGCGAGUUCAGACGAGCUUCAGUGAUCAGUCUGCCCUUCGAGUGGAGACGGAUUCUCUCAAUCCGGUCCAGCAGACGGUCGUGUCCCUGUACGACUACAGCGCCAACCGUUCAGACGAGCUCACGGUUCGCCGCGGUGACAUCAUCCAGGUGCUCUACAAAGACAACGACAACUGGUGGUUCGGGCGGCUGGCGAACGGACAGCAGGGCUACUUCCCGGCCAAUUACGUGGCGGAUGAGAGGGGACUGGAGGACGAGCUUGCACAUGCCAUAGAGGGAGAGAGCGUGCGGUCGGAGCGGCUGAGCCAAUCAGCUGGCAGAUCCACCCCGACAAAGGUGUCAGCAGCGGUCAGUGCUUUAGGGGAGCUGAAGUUCAUGUCUGAGCAGGACACCGAUGCAGAGUCCGCCGUCCUCCCGGUUCAGAAAAAGAAGAAAAAGGUGAAGAAGACAGAGGCCCCCAUGUCGCCUGUCCGAGUGGUCGUGACCAAACCCGAUGAACCCAGUACCUCCCUGAAGAAGAAAAAGAAGACCAAGAACAGCGACACACAUACGGGACAAACCAACAACGGCUUUGAGCCAGAUUACUAGAUCCAUACAUAUAGCAUUAUCUCAAGCGAAACAAUAACCUAAUCUAUUAGACUGAGCAGAUAGUGAGCUAGCUACUGAGCAAGCAGAUAUAUUAGUGAGGAGAGAGUGAAGCUUUAUGACCUCAUAAUGGAUGGAGCUGUCAUGGGUUGCCAAUCACUGACUGGUGAGAGCCAAUCAGAAGAAUUUGCCCACCAUGACGUAAGUCAGAGAGUCCCUGAUAACAUAAACAGGGUCCACCCAUUUUGGAGUUCAUGAAGCCUCACUCUUCCCAUUACUGGGAAAGCAUUAUAUUAAACCUCAGUAAUAGAACUUGUGCAAAAUAAAUACAUGCCAUACCACAGUGCAUACUUUUUCCUCGAAAAAAAUUAUGGCGGGUGUCAGUUCAUUUGAAGAACUAAGCCACGAACAAGGAAGAAGUUUGCUUUUGUAGAGGAAGGGCCAACAGAGAGGUUCUAAGAGCUGUUUUAACCAGGGAGUUUGUGGGAGGAGACACUUAGCUAGAACAGAAGGUAAAUGUCAGGUGCUUCAGAAUGUCUGUCGUACGAAAGUUUGUAUUGAUUAUGUGGCUUGUGUUAUGUUUUCUCUUUUUAGUUGGUGUAAUUACUGUCUUAUGACACAAAAUUGCUUCUUUGUGUAUUCUUUUUUUCAUUUUGUUUUUAGAAUGUAAUGCAGUGUAUUUUUAUAGAGAAUUUUAUAUUUUAUACAAUAACUUAUAUUUCUAUGACAUA
Messenger RNA from Megalops cyprinoides (Indo-Pacific tarpon), 4616 nucleotides. RefSeq names its product Abelson helper integration site 1 (gene ahi1). Gene Ontology annotation, cellular component: ciliary basal body. Gene Ontology annotation, molecular function: protein binding. The record is from RefSeq and is a predicted model, not a curated record. Gene Ontology annotation, biological process: motile cilium assembly. The transcript has 27 exons. NCBI's taxonomy places the organism in Eukaryota, Metazoa, Chordata, Actinopteri, Elopiformes, Megalopidae. The coding region runs from base 136 to 3888 and encodes 1250 amino acids.